Molecule: messenger RNA, 3445 nt
Organism: Pararge aegeria (speckled wood butterfly)
Lineage: Eukaryota; Metazoa; Arthropoda; Insecta; Lepidoptera; Nymphalidae
Product: protein Aster-B-like
Exons: 17
Coding region: 131-2272 (713 amino acids)
Biological process (GO): intracellular sterol transport
Cellular component (GO): endoplasmic reticulum-plasma membrane contact site; plasma membrane; endoplasmic reticulum membrane
Molecular function (GO): sterol transfer activity; sterol binding
Source: RefSeq, a predicted model, not a curated record
AUCAAUGUUGGAUUGAUUGUGUUUUUGUGAAAAAAAGCCUAGUAUUUGGAUAAUGAAAGCAAAAAGCGCAGCCCUUAAUGACUGCACGCGAACGCAGAUAUAAUAGUGAAUUAAAAAUAUUGCAUUUACUAUGACUACCUCGGAGGUGGAGAGUCGAAACGUCGCUUUAUCCGUGCGCAAAUCAGUGGAGAAUCUAGUAAUGUCAUCGCAGGAUGCCAUAGGGCAGAGUAUCAGCCAUGCCCUCACUUUCUCCGGGGUGAUCACACAGCCCAACCAGGGUAUGCAGGAAAACAAAAGUUCCUCACGGUCACCCUCCCCGUCGCUGCGACACACGGAAGGCGCUUUGGACAUCCUAGACAAUGAUAAAAGAAGCGACAAAAGCGAUUCGUCGCUGCAGGGCUCGUCGUUGCCGAACGACAUUCCGAUCGGCAUCGACGUUGUUCAUUAUCAAAGUAAAGACGGUUAUAAGAUAGCAUCACCGAACUCCGCGCGGGGCGGCGAAGGCGCGGGUGCGGUGCGCGUGAAGAAGAAGAGCUGGUACAACUCGCUGUACCCCACGUACAAGAGCAAAUGCGAGGACUUCCGACGCCUGUUCAAGGAGCUGCCCGACGACGAGCGCCUCAUUGUCGAUUACUCGUGCGCGCUCCAGCGGGACAUCCUGGCACACGGGCGCCUGUACGCGUCGCAGAACUACCUCUGCUUCUACGCGAACAUCUUCGGCUGGGAGACCAACCUCAUGCUCCAGUGGAAGGAUGUCACCGCCAUCACUAAGGAGAAAACUGCUUUGGUGAUCCCCAACGCGAUCCUGGUGUGCACGGUGAGCGAGAAGAGCUUCCUGACAUCGUUCUCGGGGCGCGACAAGGCCUACCUGAUGCUGUUCCGCAUCUGGCAGAACGCGCUCAUGGACCAGCCCAUGUCCAGCCAGGAGAUCUGGCAGUGGGUUCAUACGUGCUACGGUGAAGAGUUGGGGUUCGAUUCCGACGAGGAGAGUGGUGCUCCGGACGCUGCCGAGUGCCUACCUGUUGACGGCUCGUCUAUACUCGAAGCUUCAGAGGAGGCGGUGGACUCUUCGUCCAUGGAGGCUGGGGGAGGCGGCGGCGGUGGAGGGGAGUACCGCUCGGUCAGCCGCAACAACACCACGCCGCCACUGAUCACGAACGGCGACUCGGGGUUCCGCGAGCGCGAAGAGGCGGCCGACACUCUGCCCACCGACAUGUCGGACACCAGCGAGAGCGAGCCGGACAAACACCACAACAACAAGGACGAGGAGAAAUGCACGGCGUCGCACGAGGGCAAGCUGAUCCUUAACCAGGAGUUCCCGUUCAACAUCGACCAGCUCUUCACCAUGAUCUUCACCAACUCCAAGUUCAACCUGGAGCUGCUGGCCGCGCGCGGCACCACCGACUACGUGCAGGCGCCGUGGCAGCCGCAGAACGGGCUCAAGUGUCGGCAAGUCAGCUACACACUGGGCCUCACGUCGGGCCCUGUGGGGCCCAAGGAAGUACACGUCACUGAGACACAGGUGAUGAACAAGUGCAGCAAGGCGGGCGCGCUGUACUCCAUCGAGUGCACGAGCGAGAACGCGGGCAUCCCGUACGCGGACUACUUCAGCGUGCAGGCGCACUACUGCCUGGCGCGGCGCGGCGAGCGCGCGGCCCUGGCGCUGUACGGCCACGUCAAGUACAAAAAGACCAUGUGGCCGCUCGUCAAAGCAUUCCUGGAAAAAAGCGCAAUGGGAGGCAUGGAAGAGUUCGCGCGACUGCUCGAAGCGCGGCUGCUCAGCGCCGCGAGACCCGCGCCGCCGCCCGCCGCGCGCCCCCGGCGGAGAAGGCGGCGAGACGUAUCGCCACUGAGUCCCGUGGCCGCCGCGUCGGUCGCGCUGCCAACCACCACAGUGCUGUCGCCGCGGCUCCCGGCGGCGCAACCGAGUCGCGCCACCACCUGGCUGGCGCUGGUGCUGGUGUUGCUGCUGGCGGUCAACGCGGUGCUGUACUGGAAGCUGUACCACACGGACCACACGCGGAACAUGGACCUUAACCACUUGCACACGAGGAUGAGCUCGCUGAGCGAGGCGCAGGCGGCGGAGUGGGCGCGAGCGCUGGAGCGGCACUCGCACCGGCAGCGCGGCCAGCUGCUGGCGUGGCGGGACGCGCUGGACCGCACCGUGGCGCAUCUGGUGCAGACCGAGCAGGCUCUAACGAAACUUCUAGAAACAAUCAAACCAGCGCUAGAGAAGGCCGAACAGGAAGCAGAGCCGCGGGACGACCUCUGAGGCGUGACGGCGUAGCGUACCUUCCAGAAGGUUCUCCUGUGAUUUGAGAGCUGAGUACUCUAUUGGCUAUGUAGCUUAAUUUAAGUAGCCUCACACCGAGGUUUGGUUUGAGCAAACUUUUGUUCAAACCUCUAAUUCCGUUAAAUUCCAGAUUGGUUAAAUCUUUCGCCAAGUUUUAACAAACGUAUUACAAGGCUAGUCGCACAUUGCAAUCUUAAGUAGCUUAGGCAAUUAGAUGCGCGAGCAACUAAGUGAUUGCAUAAGCUACACUAGUAAGCGGGUGAUUCUGAAAUAAUAUACUAAACUUUUCAAUAUUUUUUAGCAUACGAGUGGAACACUCGUUGCCGACGCGUAACACACUUAGAGCAAAACACACAAACAUGGUUAAAUUUCAACGCUGUAAUAUGAGUAGCAAUGGUGUGCGAAGGCCAUAAAGCGUCAAAAUCGAUUGCACAAUUAUGUAUAUAACUGUAAAUAUAUGCGAACCUUAUUCAUUGCCCACCAAACCGUAUUGGAGGGUUGAAUCUAAAUUCUUAAUACAUGUCUUCUGUAAGAGAGAACGCUCGGCCUAGCAUAAGAUUAGUAGGCAGAGUGAACGUUAUGUUAAACAUAUACCAUUGUAGUAACAUUUUAAGUGUAACCGCUUCUCGGAUUUCCAUUACACCAGCCAAUAUAAAAUAGGGUUCAGCAACUAGUUGCUAAGGUUUUAUUAGAGUAGGCAAUGUGCGGCUAGCCUUAAAUCACGGCUUUCAGAAAUACGUAAUAUAUGAAAAAAGAUUUCACAAUUUGUGUUUAAAUUGUAUUUAUGUAUUUAUAUGCAGGAUAUUUUGUAAAAUAUAUUUCCAGUUAAGGUUGGCCGAAUUCCAAACUUUCCAUAGUAUGUAGUUCGUGAACCCUGAUGGGUAUGGUACUCAAUACAUAUGGUACUCAUCAGGGGACGAAUAUAUAAAAUAUUCGAGGAGAAUUAUUUUGAGUUAGUUGAAAUUACUGCAUUCAUUCCGUGAUCUUGUCGGUCGUUGUGACUUGUAAACCAUGCAAAUUCUUAGGGAGCUUGAAUUAUCAAGAAUAUUAAUGUCAAUACCAAGAGUUUUUUUUUUUAAUAUUUUUUUUCCAAAAAUAUCUUUUAGUGGUAAAUUGCUUGAUUUUAGUAAUGCAAUAAAAAACCUACCUGCA